CGGUGGGAGCUAUGAGGCGCUGGCUGCCCCCGGAGAGGGCUCACACUGCGGUGUAAAUGCAGAGCAGGAUUCACAGUGUACAACAUCAUUAAUAACAACCCCGCUGUAAGCAGUCACAGCUUUCCGGCCCCUUCUGAAGCUGGGUCUGUAUAUCUGGAUGAUUCCGGGAUUGUGCCUGACCAUCGCCCUCCUGCUCCGGCUCACCUGGGGGCUGGAGUUUGUGGCCGAUCCCACCAAUGUCACAGUCUCACUGGGCCUGAAUACUCAGAUGGGAUGUCAAUUGAAGGGGAAGGGGUUCUCGGGCUGGCCUGCUAUCUACUGGCUAAAGGACGGCAGAGAGCUACAAGACGUAGAGUCCACCAGCCUGCACCUUAGCGAAGACGAAUUGCUGAGCAGCAUCAGGUUGAUAAACGUGCAGCAAAUAGACAUGGGCUGGUAUUGGUGCACGGCGAGUGUGAAAGGCAUUCAUAUUAACUCAAAGAAGGCCUUUUUAACCGUUGAAGGUCUGCCAUACAUCACAGUGCAUCCACAGGACAUCAUUGUAUUUAAAGAUACACCUUUCAACCUGACCUGUGCUGCUGUUGGAAGGCCAACGCCGACAGAGAUAUUAUGGAGGAUGGGAGGGGUCCUAGUCGAAGGAACAGGGAUAGAAUCCCCUUCCGUACUGACAGUUAAAGGAAUUAAAAGGCUGACCACCUUCACUUGCGAAGCACACAACUCAAAGGGAGUAACCGUUUCCCGGACAGCUAGUGCCAAUGUCAAAGUUUCACCAGCCAAGCCCACCAAGCUGAGAAUCAACAGCCAGACUUCCAACAAUGUCAGCAUCAGUUGGACUGUUGCCUUUGACGGCUUCUCGAAGCUUCAGGCCUGUACAGCUCAAGUUUAUGAUCCCAACAAGGUGAAUGUUACUUCAAAUUACAACAUAUCUUUUGAGGAGACAUUUCCUGUUCCACCAUACAGGCAUACAAUCAGAGGCCUGAGCCCAUUCACAUCCUGCAGUGUCCGACUUAGCUGUCGUAAUGAAGUCGGGCGUUCUGAGUUCACUGAGUGGAUACAUUUCCAAACAUCUGAAGCAGCUCCAAGUGCACCACCAAGGAAUGUGAGUUACUUCUACAAUGGAUCAUCAUUGGUGAUAUGGUGGUAUGAUGUGGCAGCUUGGGAUGUACAUGGCAUUCUACUCGGAUACAUCGUGGAGUGGAGCAGGCAGGAGGAAAAGAAGGUGGAGAUCACGGUCGAUACGGGAACCCAGGCUGUCCUACACCCCUUCGAUCCCUCUGAGAAGCAUUCAUUUCGGGUCUGUGCGCAGACUGCAGGUGGCCGGGGCCCAUGGAGUGCACCUGUGCUUCUGUUAGCCCAGGGACAAGGGUUGGAGGAAACAGAACGAAAGACCUCAUGGGCACCUGUGAUAAUUGGAAUUCUUUGUGCAGUCUUAACUCUAAUCAGCGUGCUGCUUGUUAUGUACCACAUCCGGAGAAAGGAAAUGCAAUUUGGAGAAGCCUUUGGCCCUAUUUCCGAUGGAGUGGGCCAGAUGGUCCAAUACAGGGCAGGAAGAGUCUACAACCGUAGAGGAGCAGAGCGCAUCGAGGCUACAUUCGACACUUUGGGAAUCAGCAAUGCUUUGAAGCAGAAGCUGGAAGAUAUUUUCAUCCAUGAGAGGCAGCUUGAACUGGGGCGGACACUGGGCAGAGGAGAGUUUGGCUCGGUCAAGGAGGCUUAUUUAAAGAUGGAAGAUGGGUCCUCCCAAAAGUUGGCUGUGAAAAUGCUAAAAACUGAAAUCAAUGCAUCUGGAGAUAUCGAGGAGUUUCUGCGAGAGGCAGCCUGCAUGAAAGAAUUCAACCACCCGAAUGUCAUUAAGGUGAUUGGAGUGAGUCUCCAGAGUCGAGCCCAUCGCCGGCUUCCAGUUCCCAUGGUCUUGCUACCUUUCAUGAAACAUGGAGAUCUUCGCACCUACCUUGUACUCUCCAGGCUUGGAGACCAGCCAGUUGACAUUCCAGUACAGAACCUGUUGAACUUUAUGAUUGACAUUGUCAAAGGAAUGGAGUACUUGAGUAGCAAGAACUUUGUCCACAGGGACCUGGCCACACGCAACUGCAUGCUAGACCAAGAUAUGCAUGUGUGUGUGGCAGACUUUGGCUUAUCUCGGAAGCUGUACAGCGGUGAUUACUAUAGACAAGGUAGCACGAGCAAGCUGCCUGUCAAAUGGAUUGCGUUGGAGAGUUUGGCAGAUAAUGUGUACACAGUUCACAGUGACGUGUGGUCAUUUGGAGUCACCAUGUGGGAAAUAGCAACAAGAGGUCAGACCCCGUACCCAGGGGUUGAGAAUGCAGAGAUUUAUGACUACCUCAUACGUGGGCACCGGCUGAAGCAGCCCCCCGAUUGCAUUGAUGAACUGUACAAGCUCAUGCACAAGUGUUGGCACACUGACCCCAAGCUCAGGCCCUCCUUUGAAUCUUUGAGGACAUCGCUGGAAAGCCUCUUACUGGGCCUCUCUCCAAUCACAGAGUCAGAACAACUUCUCUACAUGAACUUGCAGGGAGGGGCAGAGGCUUUUGCAUCUGAUCAAGGCCGCAGCCUGGCCUGCUGGGAAGUGGAUGGUGUAGGCAAUAUGGAAGCCUCAGCUGUUUCAGACAGUGCUGACUAUCGUUAUGUGACGGCUCCUCUGGGUUUGAUGGAAGACAGAAGAGAGGAGACCCCAGCAAAUGAUUUAGUGGACCCCAUACAUGAUGGACAACUGGAAGAUGAAGUCAUUAUAAAUCUUUAGCGGCAGGAGACUUGGGCUUAAUUACUGAGCAGUGCAAUAAUGAAACUGAGGGUGAUCCUCUCAGCUGUGCCUUCAUACCACACAAGGGUCGAACACUUGUAGGUUCACCACCUUCAACAGGAUGCAGAUCCAAAAAGACCUUUGAGAUUUCCAUUGUCAAUGAAAACUGGAACAAACAACUUAAUGAACAUCAGAUGUCAUUUACUGGACAGAUUUCCUUGCACACUUUUUGAUCUGAAUUUAAACAAACUUUUAAAAAAAAAUAAUUCUCUUUGGGCAGGUGACUUGAUUAAAAGGUGCAAUAAUUUUAA
Molecule: messenger RNA, 3072 nt
Organism: Carcharodon carcharias (great white shark)
Lineage: Eukaryota; Metazoa; Chordata; Chondrichthyes; Lamniformes; Lamnidae
Gene: tyro3
Product: TYRO3 protein tyrosine kinase
Exons: 19
Coding region: 158-2761 (867 amino acids)
Biological process (GO): cell migration; protein phosphorylation; positive regulation of kinase activity
Cellular component (GO): signaling receptor complex
Molecular function (GO): ATP binding; protein binding; transmembrane receptor protein tyrosine kinase activity
Source: RefSeq, a predicted model, not a curated record